Molecule: messenger RNA, 762 nt
Organism: Gavialis gangeticus (Gharial)
Lineage: Eukaryota; Metazoa; Chordata; Crocodylia; Gavialidae
Gene: SOD1
Product: superoxide dismutase 1, soluble
Exons: 5
Coding region: 16-492 (158 amino acids)
Biological process (GO): removal of superoxide radicals
Cellular component (GO): nucleus; peroxisome; mitochondrion
Molecular function (GO): copper ion binding; superoxide dismutase activity
Source: RefSeq, a predicted model, not a curated record
CCUGCGCGCGGGAACAUGGAGGGGCUGAAGGCCGUGUGCGUGCUGCGCGGGGACGGGCCCGUGCACGGCACUAGAAUUUUUAUUUUCUUCUUUGUUUUGAAGGAUUGUGGACCGGUAAAGGUGUCAGGAAGCAUUGAAGGUUUGAGUGAUGGAAAACAUGGCUUCCAUGUUCAUGAAUUUGGAGACAACACUAAUGGAUGCAUCAGUGCAGGUGCUCACUUCAAUCCUUACAGCAAAAAACAUGGUGGACCAGAUGAUGAUGAGAGGCAUGUUGGAGACCUCGGCAAUGUGACUGCUAAGGGUGGAGUGGCAGAGAUAUCCAUUGUAGAUCCCCACAUUUCACUUACUGGACCCCUGUGCAUUAUUGGACGUACCAUGGUGGUCCAUGAGAGAGAAGAUGACUUGGGUAAAGGAGGAAAUGAAGAGAGCACAAAAACUGGCAAUGCUGGUGGUCGCUUGGCUUGUGGCGUAAUUGGAAUAGCUAAGAUGUAAUUGCUGCACUGUACCUGAAUUACUUAAGGUGGAAAUGAGAAAUAGGCUUUAGAAGUUACAUUGGAAGCACUAUUCUUGGCCUUGUUUUGGCAGAAGCUUUACCAUUUAAUCUCAUUGCUACUUUGAGUCUAAGUAUCUGUAAACUGGUCAAACUGACUUGGUUUAUUUUGUAUAAUGUUCAUUGCUAUUAAACUGAUAUUAAUGGAAUAGUUUUGCAGUCUUCUGCAUCAACACUGUUCUAGUCAUUAAACUAUCAUUCUACUAAUGAAA